UUCAUCGAACUAUCGCUUUUAACCGGCAAAUUCUGCAUUUGCCAUUGGCUUCAUCCAGAUUUAAUUGUACUUCAUUUCAUUUAAUAUCUCAACUUAAUGUAAUGUCGGAGACUAGUGGACCCGCAGUGCGCAUGCCUUGGGUGGAGAAGUACAGACCAAGCGGACUGGACGAUUUGAUAUCUCACGAGGAAAUAAUAUCAACGAUAACACGCUUUAUAAGCCGCAAGCAACUGCCCCAUUUGCUGUUUUACGGACCACCUGGCACGGGAAAAACAAGCACAAUCCUGGCAUGCGCUCGCCAACUGUAUUCUCCUCAGCAGUUCAAGUCCAUGGUUCUGGAGUUGAAUGCCUCGGAUGACCGAGGAAUUGGGAUUGUGCGCGGCCAAAUCCUUAACUUCGCGUCCACACGCACCAUUUUCUGCGACACCUUCAAAUUGAUCAUUUUGGACGAGGCGGAUGCCAUGACCAACGAUGCCCAGAAUGCCCUGCGCCGCAUCAUUGAGAAAUAUACAGACAACGUGCGGUUCUGUGUGAUUUGCAAUUAUUUGAGCAAAAUCAUUCCGGCCCUGCAGUCGCGUUGCACUCGUUUCCGGUUCGCUCCAUUAUCCCAGGAUCAGAUGAUGCCCCGACUUGAAAAAAUCAUUGAGGCCGAAGCCGUUCAGAUAACUGACGACGGAAAGCGGGCACUACUAACUCUUGCCAAAGGUGAUAUGAGAAAAGUCUUGAACGUCCUGCAGAGUACCGUGAUGGCAUUUGAUACGGUCAACGAGGACAACGUCUACAUGUGCGUGGGCUAUCCGUUGAGGCAGGAUAUCGAACAGAUAUUAAAGGCCUUGCUAUCUGGCAAUAGCUUGGAGGACUCCUUUAAAACUGUCGAAAGUGCCAAGUACGCUAGAGGUCUCGCUUUGGAGGACAUUAUAACAGAAUUGCAUUUGUUUGUUAUGAGACUUGAGCUGCCCAUGUCAGUCAUGAAUAAGCUUAUUGUAAAGCUAGCACAGAUCGAAGAAAGAUUGGCCAAAGGAUGUACAGAAGUUGCUCAAACGGCAGCAUUAGUGGCGGCGUUCUUUAUUUGCCGGGAUAUGGUUUCAAUGGAGAAGUAAAACAAUGUAUAUUCCAAAAGUAGGGUAGAAUUUAAUUAUAAAAACAAUAACCUAAAAAAUGUACACAAUUUAUUUACUGCAUGCUUCUCUAGGUGAACAAUCAUUAAAACUUUUUAUAAGUGUUUCACAGGUAGAAAAUGUAA
This is a messenger RNA of Drosophila santomea, 1243 nucleotides long. RefSeq names its product replication factor C subunit 5 (gene RfC3). Gene Ontology annotation, cellular component: nucleus; DNA replication factor C complex. Bases 102 to 1100 code for a protein of 332 amino acids. Gene Ontology annotation, biological process: DNA repair; DNA-templated DNA replication. The record is from RefSeq and is a predicted model, not a curated record. The transcript has 6 exons. NCBI's taxonomy places the organism in Eukaryota, Metazoa, Arthropoda, Insecta, Diptera, Drosophilidae. Gene Ontology annotation, molecular function: ATP binding; ATP hydrolysis activity; DNA clamp loader activity.